Messenger RNA from Penicillium alfredii, 495 nucleotides. RefSeq lists its product as uncharacterized. The coding region runs from base 1 to 495 and encodes 164 amino acids. The record is from RefSeq and is a predicted model, not a curated record. NCBI's taxonomy places the organism in Eukaryota, Fungi, Ascomycota, Eurotiomycetes, Eurotiales, Aspergillaceae. The transcript has a single exon.
AUGCGUUUCUUUGUACUUUCUGUUAUUGCUUCAGCUCUUCCGGCAACCUUGGCGGUUUCCGGUUUGAGUGACUCAUGCUCUGACUGCUUCAUUGAUCCCAACCGCUACUGGUACCUCCAGUGCCGCGGGUGCAAGUACGAAUACCCGGCCGACCAUGUUGGAUACAGCAACUGCCAGCGUGACAGCGACCAAGACAAGUGGCAGUGCACGGACUCGCUGACGAGUCUGGAUUUGAACGGCUGUGUCGUCAAUAACGGCAACAAGCUUGAGUACCGUCCUGAGUAUGUGUCAUCUUCCCCCCAGUGUAUUUACACGGGUCUUUGGCGGCUUGCAGAUGCUAAUCAUUUUUCUUACCUGCAAUUUAGCGGAGGCUUUGCCAAUUCUUGUGACCACGAUUCCAUCAAGGUGGAUGGCCACACGCUUUCGGCCACUUGCGGUGGCAAAGACCUCUCCACCGACUUGGGUAAGGCUGGCAUAGUUCACCGUUCAUUCUGA